Messenger RNA from Colletotrichum gloeosporioides, 1755 nucleotides. Its product is annotated as Transmembrane protein. The coding region runs from base 1 to 1755 and encodes 584 amino acids. The transcript is spliced from 6 exons. Gene Ontology annotation, molecular function: transporter activity. The record is from RefSeq and is a predicted model, not a curated record. Lineage: Eukaryota; Fungi; Ascomycota; Sordariomycetes; Glomerellales; Glomerellaceae. Gene Ontology annotation, biological process: transport.
AUGGCGGGCGGCACGGGCGAGAAGCUGACCGCGGCGACUAUCAUCGUCUCCGGUGUCGCGGCCUUGAUAGCGACACUUUUGUCUGGCGUUUCCAUCUUCCUGCAGUCCAAAAACUAUCGCAAGCCUCUGCUCCAGCGCUAUGUCAUUCGGAUACUGCUCAUGGUCCCCAUCUACUCCAUCGCCUCAUGGACGAGCAUGGUUUCCAUUACGGCUGCCUCGUUUCUCGACCCUGUCCGUGAUAUCUACGAGGCUUUCACCAUCUACACCUUCUUCCAACUCCUUAUCAACUACCUCAGUGGGGAACGCGCUUUGAUCAUCAUGACCCAUGGCCGGGAGCCCGUUCACCACCUUUGGCCCAUGAAUCAUGUCCUUGCCCGAGUCGACAUAUCUGACCCUCAUACCUUCCUCGCCAUCAAGCGCGGCAUUCUUCAAUAUGCAUGGCUCAAACCUGUUCUUGCUCUAGCAACCGUCAUUAUGAAGGCAACCGGAACCUACCAAGAAGGAUACAUCGGGGCCGAGUCGGGCUACUUCUGGAGCAGCCUGAUUUACAACAUCAGUGUGACCCUCAGUCUGUACUGCCUUGGUCUGUUCUGGGUGUGUAUGCACAACGACCUGGUUCCUUUUCGCCCGGUGCCCAAAUUUCUGUGUAUCAAACUCAUCAUCUUUGCAUCCUACUGGCAGGGAUUUCUGCUCUCGAUUCUCGUUUGGCUGGGUGCCAUCCCGGAUAAUGUCGAAGGCUACACCCCCAGCAACCUGGCUGCGGCCAUACAGGAUGCUCUGAUUUGCAUAGAGAUGCCUGCGUUCGCCAUCGCCCACUGGUAUGCUUUCUCCUGGCACGACUUCGCUGACAACAGCAUCCUGUCUGCCAGGAUGCCUGUCAAGUUCGCCUUCCGUGACGCUUUUGGCGUUAGAGAUUUGAUCGAGGACACCAAGGAGACCCUCAAAGGCGACAAAUACGGAUACCGUGCUUUCGACUCAGGAGAUAAGAUCAUGGCCCACGAAGAGUCACGCGCCAGGCUUGGCAGGCUUAAGGAGGGCAUGCGGUACUCUAGGGGCGGAAAGGGAAAGUACUGGAUACCGACACCCGGCCAGGUUGACCGUCAAGUCAACCGUGAUAUGAACGAGCGGGAUCCAUUGCUCGUGGGAACUGCGGGCGGCCCGAGCGAAGAGUACAACUAUGCCAACGGCACUUUCAAUGAAGACCUGGCCAAUGAUCCCCAGAUUGACCCAGAUGAAGAGCAACUCUAUACCAAGGCACGUGAGCUAGAGUUUGGUGAUUGGAAUUAUCCCGUAAUCACGGCGAGUGAGCCGUUGAGCAAGCGGUAUAUGUCUUCUCAAGGCAGCUUGGGCUUUGCGUCCUCAUCCCGUUCCACCACCGAACAUCUCCGUCGGUCUCCUCGGCCUGAUCAACCCAUAGUAGUUGCCAGCAAGAAGAAGAAGAAACAAAAACAGAAGCAAGAGCCUCUUGAGAGACCAGGUUCAACAGCAUCCCCGAUUCAUUCAGAGUCCGGGCCGUCAACCAAGCAGCCAAGUCCGGCUCCUGAUUCUGCAAGAGCACCUGCCCCACCGGUUCAACCCGAAAUACAUCCUGUUGCUCAACAAGACGCAGACAAAGACAUAGAGUCACCUCAUCUACAAGAAGCCAUGGCUUCACCUUGGGCGGAGAGUGAACAAGAAGACGACUUUAACAACAACUUUCGUGUGGGAGAUACAGACGAUUUCAAGAACGUUUGGGACGGAGGAGAAUCCCGCUGA